This is a messenger RNA of Eremothecium gossypii ATCC 10895, 1329 nucleotides long. RefSeq names its product Ylh47p (gene YLH47). The coding region runs from base 1 to 1329 and encodes 442 amino acids. Gene Ontology annotation, molecular function: ribosome binding. Gene Ontology annotation, cellular component: mitochondrial inner membrane. Gene Ontology annotation, biological process: intracellular monoatomic cation homeostasis. The transcript has a single exon. Lineage: Eukaryota; Fungi; Ascomycota; Saccharomycetes; Saccharomycetales; Saccharomycetaceae. The record is from RefSeq and is marked provisional.
AUGUCCCGUAUACUAUUGGCUACUAGGCCAUGCAAGGGUGUGACCCCAUAUGCCUUGCGGCCGGUACUGGCGAGUCGAUAUAAUCUGAUCAGUGGUAGACGCCUUAUGGCUACGGGCCCGGCGCCAAAGUCGGAUUCGAAGCUCCCAGCAAAGCCCGCUUCUCCUGCAGAGGCGGCCCCCAAGCCAUCGCUAUGGUCUCGGGUGAAGCAUGAAGCGCAGCACUACUGGGACGGCACGAAGUUGUUGGGUCUGGAGGUGAAGAUAUCGUUUAAGCUGGUGAUGAAGAUGUCUGCGGGGUACGAGCUAUCGCGCAGAGAGAUGCUGCAGCUCAAGCGGACGACCACGGACGUGGUGCGUCUGGUACCGUUCAGUGCAUUUGUCAUUAUUCCAUUUGCCGAGUUGCUGCUGCCCAUUGCGCUCAAGUUGUUCCCCAACAUGCUUCCGUCGACCUACGAGUCCAAGACUGACAAGCAGAAGAAGCUGGAGAACCUGAGGAAAACGCGCGCAGUGAUGUCCGAGAUCAUCAAGGAGAAGAAGUCCCACUUCAAACCCAGCGACAUAACGGAAUCCCAGAAGAUGAUCUUCAACAGCUUCUACAAGCACGUCCGCGAAACCGGGGAGCCUGAGUCCCGCGAGCAGCUGAUCCAGGUUGCCCGCCUGUUCUCCGACGACACUGUUUUGGACAACUUGACCCGCCCGCACCUGGUGGCGAUUGCGAAGUACAUCAAUCUCCAGCCAUUCGGGACUGACGUGAUGUUGCGUUACCGUAUUCGCUACAAGAUGUUGCAGCUGAAAAAGGACGACUUUGCCUUGUUCUACGAGGGCGUGGACCUGUUGAACUCCGCAGAAUUGCGGACUGCGUGCGCUUCUAGAGGCAUCAGAAACCUCAAUGUCGAGGACGCUGUCCUGCGCGACAAUCUCAACAUCUGGCUCAACAUGAGGCUGAAGGAAAAGAUCCCAUCGACUCUAUUGAUUAUGGCUACGGCCUACACCUAUGGCGACAUCAGCUCCCAGAAGACUCUCUAUGACGCCUUGUGCGACGUCUUGAGCGGUAUCCCAGACGAGCUUUACCACGAAGUCAAAGUCAAUGUUGUCGAAGAGGACGAUGCGACAAACAAGUCCAAGAUGGCGCAGCUGCGCGAGCAAGAGGAGAUCAUGAGAGAGGAGGAGCAGCAAGAAAAGGACGCUGUCGUCAAGGUCAGAGACCAGUUACGGCUGGAUGACCUUGACGAGCCGGCUGCUGCUAUUCCAGAGCCCGUUGCAGACAAGGAACCAACUACGGGCGACGCCACCAAAGAUGGCAAGCCACCCCAGCAUACCGCUAAAUAG